UCCGAUUGAGAAAAUGUGCAACGAAUUACUUGUAUAUCAAGAAUCUCUUUAAAGAAAACUCAAAUUACUGAAAUCUUCCUGAUCGGUACGGUACAAUAUCACGAACACGGAUUUAUGUCAACAAUAUUGAGAUGCCAGAAAGUCAAACAAUUAGAAGCCUCAUACCAUUUAUGUCAGCAUUAUUUGAGCAUCCAAUGCCAUGCAUGCUGUACACGUCAACUUAGCUGAGAUAGGUGGGUGGGGAAAUUGUCAUGUCUUUGGCCACACGAGUCUCUUGCUUGUGCUUGUAAAGCUGUAAGCUUUUUCCUGAGGAAGAAACCAUUCGACAGCUAAGAACAGCUGUUUUCCGAACGUUAGUAGCAGCAGCAGGUUGCUACUUAUUGGAUCGAAACUACCCCAGUAAGAACUAGAAUCCAAGAAUUAGAAUGAUCCUUUCUUUCUCUGCAGAGAUUUGCUCUUCGGCAUGCUCUACACGUUGAUUGGAAACUCAUCAACGCCCUUUGCCAUUUGUCAAUGUGCAUGGUUCCCCUGGAAGCUUCAUAAUAGAACGUCCAGUUCCCAGGUUGCCAGCCAUUCUAGAGCAGCAGCAGCAGCAGCAGCAGCAGCAAACAGCUUCAUGGAUUCCUUGACCGAACUGGCGGCUGUCGGUGGAGAGAACCUUCCUGCAAAGUACAUCCAUCCCGAUGGGAUCAAUGGAGGGAAAGACCCUUUUCUUCUACCCUUCAUCGACAUUCCAGUGAUUGACGUGGGUCACUUCACAAAUCCUUCCACUGACACAGGAAAAGAACUUGAGAAACUCCGUGCAGCUCUGAGUUCAUACGGAUGUAUCUUGAUGGGUCACCCUUUGUUUCAGAUAAUAAACCAUGGAGUGGAAAGUUUGCUUCUUGACAAAGUUCGGACGGUGUUCAAGCAAUUCCUCGCACUACCGACAGAACAGAAGCUCGAAUGCUGGACAGAAGGGUUUCAAGGAUACGGGAGUGACCCAUUAGUCACAGAUGUAAUGGUGCAUGAUUGGUCCCACAGAUUGCGCCUUAUAACAUGCCCUGAAGAAAUGAGACAGAUGAAAUAUUGGCCUGAAAACCCAAAAAAUUUCAAGGAAGUUCUCCAUGAAUACAGCACCAAGUUGCAGGUGCUUCAUGAUGUCAUGCUGAAGGCCAUGGCAAAGUCAUUGAAGCUGGAUGAGAGCGUCUUUCUGCGGAUGAUUGGAGAACCGGUGAUCAUGUCUGCAAGAUUCAACUUCUACCCUCCAUGUCCGAGGCCAGAUCAAGUCCUUGGGCUCAAGCCACAUUCUGAUGGAACAGUGAUCACUUUUCUCCUGCAAGACAAAGAAGUGGAAGGCCUUCAAGUUCUGAAAGAUGGUCAAUGGUUUAGAGUUCCGGUGAUCCCGGAUGCUCUGGUCCUCAAUGCUGGCGAACACCUAGAGAUAAUGAGCAAUGGAGAGUUCAAGAGCCCGAUUCACAGAGCAGUAGUGAACUCUGAGAGGAAGAGGAUAUCCCUGGCUGCACCUUCUAUUCCUCACGAUGGUAAUGAAAUAGAACCAGUUGAAGGUUUGGUCAGUGAAGAAAGGCCUAGGCUAUUCAGGAAGAUGAAGUACAAUGGAAGAACUCACCUUCGCUACUAUCAGAGUGGAAGAAGAGUGGUCGAUGACGCGAGAAUUUAAGCUUCACUAACAAGCUAUGCCUCCUUGGUGUUGUAGGCUAAAUUUGCAAACAAUUGUACAACGUAGAAGUAACCAUCUUCCUGAAAUUUGAAAUCUUUUACUGAAGGCAAAGUCCAGGAGGUCUAUUUGCAGCUCGUUUUAACUGCCCAUCUAGUUGAUUUAACACAGACAGUAUGUCAACCGAGGAAUGGUGAGACUUAUCCGAUGCAGCAAACUGAUGAACUCUCUUCUCAACCUCAAUCCAACUGGACCCAGGAGAACACUUUUCAACUCCAAGUUCCUUCAUCUUCCACCUAAUGUUUGCAGCAUCACUCCACCGGUUAACCUGAGUGUGCAAGCUAACCAAAAGAGCAUAAUGGCCACUAUUCCCCGGUUCUAAUACCAUCAACUCCUCAACAGCAAUCUGUGCAAUCUCAAAGUUCCUGUGAAGCUUGCAUCCGCCAAGCAAUGCUCCCCAAAUAACAGCAUUUGGUUCCAAGUUCAUGGUUCUAAUAAGCCUGAGAGCUUCUUCGAGCAAACCGGCUUUGCUCAAUAGAUCAACCAUACAACCAUAAUGCUCUAGUUGUGGAGGGAAAUGAUAAUCACAAGUCAUGCUCUUGAACCACUUUCGGCCUUCUUCAACAAGCCCCGAGUGAGCACAAGCACUUAGGAUGCUGAUGAAAGUCACCCCAUUCGGUUUGAUUCUCUCCCUCUUCAUCUUGGAAAACAUUGCUAGAGCUUCUUCUGCGUAUCCAUGGACUGCGAGCCCUUCGAUGAUGGAGUUCCAGCAGAAGAGGUUUUUAUCUCUCAAUUUGUAAAACACCAAAAGAGACCGCUCUAGGGAUCCACAUUUUGCAUACAUAUCGAUAAGAGAAGAUCCGAUAUAGACAUCGAGUUCGAAUCCAUUCUGCAUCACAUAGUAAUGGAUUUCCUUGCCUAAGUCAAGGGCUCCGAGAUGGGCGCAUGCUGAAAUCACACUUGCCAAGGUCACUUCAUCAGGAGGAAUCUCAUUCUUGGUCAUCUCAUUGAAGACUCCUAAUGCUUCUCUGAAUUUCUUGUUCUGGGAAUAGCAGUUGAUCAUCGUAGUCCAUGAAAUAACAUCUUUAGCAUGCAUUUGAUUGAAUAGCAAUUCAGCCGAUACUACAUCCCCCAAUCUUGCAUAUCCGCCCAACAAUGUGUUCCAAGUAGCAACAUUCCUUCCAGGCAUCAAGUCAAACAACCUCCUUGCGGAACUCAAAUCCCCUGCACGAGCAAGACAAGAAACCAUCGUGGUCCACGCGAAGACAUCUCUCUCAGGCAUUUCAUCAAACACCUUGACGGACGCACCAAUUCUGUCCAAAUCAAAGUAAAACUCUAUCAACGUCGUGCAGACAAACACGCUCGAAGCAAGCCCAUGUCUCCAAAUCUGCCCAUGAACUGAUUCCCCAACCCUCCCACCAUCGCCGCCAACAAAGCUGCAGGCUUUAACCAGAGACGAAAAGGUAUAACUCGUCGGCGACAACUGAGCUCUCAUCAGCUGAAUAUAGCACUCGAGAGCCUCAACGGGUCGACGAUUCUCGACGAAUCCUUUUAGCAUCGCGUUGUAAACAAAAACAUUCGGAUUCUCCAUCUGGGCAGCCGCGGAAACGGCCUGUUCCGUCGCGCCAACGGAAGAACAAGCCGUGAUGAAUUGGUUCAUUAGAAAGCAAUCUUGGGUUGCUGCUACUUUGAUCAUAUUGCCUAGUGCCGAAUCCAAAUCUCUGAUCUUGGAGCAUUGCUUCAAGUGAGUAACUAUCAAAUUGGCUCGAGAAAGCAUAAUAAUAAUUGUAGGCGGGAAACAGGGAGGCUCUGAGAAAUUAAGACAUACACAUCAAACUCGAUGCACAGCAGGCUUCAUAUAUAAAUUCAGGACCAACCAAGCGGCAGAAUAACAUAGAGUUGGAUCCUUCCUAGAACAAUUUCAGUAAUUUUAUGCGGGUCGAAUCUGUAAUUACCUCUGCAAUUAAACAAAAAGAAAUUUAUUGGAGUGAGAGUCU
This is a messenger RNA of Linum tenue, 3654 nucleotides long. Lineage: Eukaryota; Viridiplantae; Streptophyta; Magnoliopsida; Malpighiales; Linaceae. The record is from the annotation of a GenBank genome assembly.